AUGGAGACAGGGGGGCCUCCUGCUGCACCAGGCCAGCCUGGCCAACCCGGUCAGCCAGGCCCGGUGCUGGGGCUUCGGAGUCUCUCCUUUGCCUACCAGGGAUUGCUAGAGAUCCCCUACGAAGUCAUACUAGCCCAGCGAGACACCCUGGAAGUGUUGGACCUCAGCUACAACCUGCUGGAGGAGUAUCCUUCUGCUAUGAGCCCUAUAGAGACAGAGGCAAAUACACACAUAUUACAUACACAUGUGCUACACACACACACACACACACACACAAUCUCUCUUGUCAAAACACACAUACACAUCUGAAGUCCAUCUCUCUCUUUCACGCACAAAUCAGAGACAUGCUAUGCAUGUGUACUAUACUAUUAACACACAGUCUACCUGGCAAUGUUUCUCCUUCACUCAGCUGCCAACGGAGCCCAGCUCUCCUGGGUGAACUGGAGAAGCUCAGUACUCUGAUCCUGGACUGCAACAGCUACUCGUCCCACGUCAAGUUCCCCUACAUGCCUAGUGUCACCACCGUGUGGAUCAACAAGAAUAAGAUCGGCAACCUGCCCAUCUUCGUUGAGGAGAUCCGAAGCAAGUUCCCCAACAUCAAGUAAGACUGGCUUUUACUGAAGUCAUUGGGGCAGUGUGUGUUUUUGCUUGGGUGUAAGUUUCUGUUGAAGCCAACACCUUUGUUGUUAUCAUUCCAAACUGCGUUCAGUAGGGUGCAACAUUGUGGAGCAUUGAACAGACAUGUUAAUACAAUGUUCAAAAAACAUGAGAGCAUAACACAAAGACCAUUUUCAAGUUUCAAGUUUUAAUGUCACAUGCACAAGUACAAUGCAGUAAUACAUAUUAAUGUAGUCCUAAAAGCAACAUAAGGUAGAACAAAAACACACAAGAAAUAAGAAGAACACAAGAAAGUAAGUAAACUCUAUACAGGGUUAGUUCCAAUACCAUAUUUACAAUGUGCAGGGAUACUGGAGUGAUAGAGGUAGACAUGUACAGUGCCUUGCAAAAGUAUUCAUUCCCCUUGGUGUUUUUCCUAUUUUGUUGCAUUACAACCUGUAAUUUAAAUUGAUUUUUAUUUGGAUUUCAUGUAAAGGACAUACACAAAAUAGUCCAAAUUGGUGAAGUGUAAUGAAAAAAAGUACUUGUUUAAAAAAAUUUGAACAAAUAAAUAACGGAAAAGUGGUGCGUGCAUAUGUAUUCACCCCCUUUGCUAUGAAGCCCCUAAAUAAGAUCUGGUGCAACCAAUUACCUUCAGAAGUCACAUAAUUAGUUAAAUAAAGUCCACCUGUGUGCAGUCUAAGUGUCACAUGAUCUGUCACAUGAUCUCAGUAUAUAUACACCUGUUCUGAAAGGCCCCAGAGUCUGCAACACCACUAAGCAAGGGGCACCACCAAGCAAGCGGCACCAUGAAGACCAAGGAGCUCUCCAAACAGGUUAGGGACAAAGUUGUGGAGAAGUAAAGAUCAGGGUUGGUUUAUAAAAAAAUAUCAGAAACUUUGAACAUCCCACGGAGCACCAUUAAAUCCAUAAUUAGAAAAUGGAAAGAAUAUGGCACCACAAAAAAUCUGCCAAGAGAGGGCCGCCCACCAAAACUCAUGGACCAGGCAAGGAGGGCAUUAAUCAGAUAGGCAACAAAGAGACCAAAGAUAACCCUGAAGGAGCUGCAAAGCUCCACAGCAGAGAUUGGAGUAUCUGUCCAUAGGACAACUUUAAGCUGUACACUCCACAGAGCUGGGCUUUACGGAAGUGUGGCCAGAAAAAAGCCAUUGCUUAAAGAAAAAAAUAAGCAAACACGUUUGGUGUUCGCCAAAAUGCAUGUGGGAGACUCCCCAAACAUAUGGAAGAAGGUACUCUGGUCAGAUGAGACUAACAUUGAGCUUUUUGGCCAUCAAGGAAAACGCUAUGUCUGGCGCAAACCCAACACCUCUCAUCACCCCGAGAACACCAUCCCCACAGUGAAGCAUGGUGGUGGCAGCAUCAUGCUGUGGGGAUGUUUCUCAUCGACAGGGACUGGGAAACUGGUCAGAAUUGAAGGAUUGUUGGAUGGCGCUAAAUACAGGGAAAUUCUUGAGGGAAACCUGUUUCAGUCUUCCAGAGAUUUGAGACUGGGACGGAGGUUCACCUUCCAGCAGGACAAUGACCCUAAGCAUACUGCUAAAGCAACACUUGAGUGGUUUAAGGGGAAACAUUUACAUGUCUUGGAAUGGCCUAGUCAAAGCACAGACCUCAAUCGAAUUGAGAAUCUGUGGUAUGACAAAGAUUGCUGUACACCAGCGGAACCCAUCCAACUUGAAGGCACUGGAGCAGUUUUGCCUUGAAGAAUGGGCAAGAAUCCCAGUGGCUAGAUGUGCCAAGCUUAUAGAGACAUACCCCAAGAGACUUGAAGCUGUAAAUUCUGCUAAAGAUGGCUCUACAUAGUAUUGACUUAGUAUUGAAUAGUUUUUUUGGGUCUUAUUUCUUGUUUGUUUCACAAUAAAAAAUAUUUAGCAUCUUCAAAGUGGUAGGCAUGUUGUAUAAAUCAAAUGAUACAAACCCACAAAAAAAUCAAUUUUAAUUCCAGGUUUUAAGGCAAUAAAAUAGGAAAAAUGCCAAAGGGGGUGAAUACAUUCGCAAGCCACUGUAUAAGGGUAAGGUGACUAGGCAUUUAAGUGUUGUUGUUCGACCUCUGGAUGUUUUUACUUAAUUUAGGAUUGUCAGCAUGAUGAACAAUGAAGCAGCACCCAGCUACUUCAAUGGAGGGAAUCUAGACCAGUACAUAGACUACAGGUGAGCUUGAGUGAACACAGCUGAUACACUAAAGCUGCACCUUUUUGAUCAGAUGUCUUUUUAGAUUUAGAUGAGAAGGAUGUGUUGUGUAACCUUACAGUCAUAGGAACAUGACAUGAUUCUAUAUCUCAAAAUAAGUUCGUUGAAAUUGUGUGAUUUACAGUACAUUCGGAAAGACAUUUUGUUAGGUUACAGCCUUAUUCUAAAAUUGAUUUCAAUCUACACACAAAAAUACUUGCGGGUCGGUUUUGGAACGCGGGUCGCCUGUUGCCGACCCCCGCUAUAUACCAGACUUACUGUCCCUCAUCAACAUGUUCUGUCAUUACUACAGUAUGAAAUUAUGUGCUUUAUGCUUUUUGUGUCUCGCCCACAAACAUGAUCCUCCUCUGGCCACACAGGCAGUAUGUGAUCAGUCAGAUCCCAAGCCUGAAGAUCCUGGAUGACGCUGAGGUUUUGGAUAAAGAGAGAGCACAGGCUAAGAAGACCUAUAGGAUGCAGAGGACCAGAGAAGGCAGCAAAAGGAGGAAGGAACUCCAUCAUUGA
This is a messenger RNA of Coregonus sp. 'balchen', 3309 nucleotides long. Lineage: Eukaryota; Metazoa; Chordata; Actinopteri; Salmoniformes; Salmonidae. The record is from the annotation of a GenBank genome assembly.